UUUCUGGACCUACCAUAACACCCCAGGGCAGCAAAUCAUUAAGAUGGCGCAAGGGUAUUCUAUUUUCAUCGGCCUCGUGGUCAUCGCUGCGUUAAGCGCAGCGGCUUGGUUUAUGUCCCCCAAAGGCGAGAAUCAAGUCUUAUGGCGAUCAUCUCUUAUUCUCGCUAUCGUCAGCUGCUAUCUAAUGUGGCUUAUCACCUUCCUCGCGCAACUUCACCCGUUGAUUGCACCAAAACGAAGCGACCUACGAGAGGAGUUUCUAGGGCAUACUAUCUAGAAGCUGAUUUCCAGUUCGGGCGAGCGCGACUUCAAACAUGUGCGACAGACUGGCGUUAGGGGUUCUAUUUCAUUCAUGGCAUCUUGUAUUGUACCAGGCUUCUUUCUGGGUGUUCCUCUUCUUACCUUCACGCCAUUAUUGAUCGAUAGGGUAUGGAGAUAUCGGCAUGGGUUGAGACUGGCCUGGGUCAUGUGUAUGUUAAAUUGUGUGACGGGGCCGAUAUAUUUACGGUAUCACCGUGUAAUAACAACAUGAUAUAGGCAGUCAUGGCGCUGUUAAUGC
This is a messenger RNA of Trichoderma atroviride IMI 206040, 559 nucleotides long. RefSeq lists its product as uncharacterized. Gene Ontology annotation, molecular function: proton-transporting ATPase activity, rotational mechanism. The record is from RefSeq and is a predicted model, not a curated record. NCBI's taxonomy places the organism in Eukaryota, Fungi, Ascomycota, Sordariomycetes, Hypocreales, Hypocreaceae. Gene Ontology annotation, cellular component: vacuolar proton-transporting V-type ATPase, V0 domain. Gene Ontology annotation, biological process: vacuolar acidification; proton transmembrane transport.